ACCGUCUGCUUGUCAAACCGAACCUCCUCCUCCGCUUUACUGUCCCCUCCCAGUAGGUCUCCCUCCCUUUGCCACUGCAGUGAAAGCCUCGGCGAAGCAGAGAGAGAGAGCGACGGCGAAGCAGUAGCCCGAAGCUUUGGGUUUUAACGCCAGGACGAGACCUUUCCUUUCGGAGAAGCUCCGGCCGCCGCGUCGACCCUCGAUCCGCUCCUCGCCUCUGCUCGGUGGGCCUCGGUGAACCGCUUUUUCCGCUCGCAUCGCCUGGAUUUCAUCAUCCGACCCGCAAGAUGGGAAAUGAAGCCAGUUACCCCCUGGAAAUGUGCUCACAUUUCGAUGCUGAUGAGAUUAAGAGGCUAGGGAAGAGGUUUAAGAAACUCGACCUAGAUAACUCCGGCUCUCUCAGCGUGGAGGAGUUCAUGUCUCUGCCGGAGCUGCAACAGAACCCGCUGGUGCAAAGGGUUAUCGACAUAUUCGACACGGACGGGAAUGGAGAGGUGGACUUUAAAGAGUUUAUUGAGGGAGUCUCACAGUUCAGUGUCAAGGGGGACAAAGAACAGAAGCUUCGAUUCGCUUUCAGGAUCUACGACAUGGAUAAGGAUGGCUACAUCUCCAACGGCGAGCUCUUCCAGGUGCUGAAGAUGAUGGUAGGCAACAACCUGAAGGACACGCAGCUGCAGCAGAUCGUGGACAAGACCAUCAUCAACGCAGACAAGGAUGGAGACGGCAGGAUAUCCUUUGAAGAGUUCUGUGCAGUGGUCGGCGGUCUCGAUAUACACAAAAAGAUGGUGGUGGACGUGUGAGCGGCUGGGCUCGCUGAAUCCCCCUUUCUGUCCUCAACACUCGCUUUCUCCACCAUCUCUGAAGAUCUGCUCAAGAUGUCCGGCAAAAUGCUCUCUGUGUAACUCAAUGGAAGUAUUCUCUCUCUUUUAUCUCUCUUUUAUCUCUUUCUCUCUCUGUGAAGCCACUUUUUCUUUUUUUCAAAAACACAAAAACAUAAAAAAAAAAACAAAACCCAUGGGCCUCGUGAAGCCAACUUUGAAGUGUUCCGGGACUGAAAAUCCUCUCAGUUGCAGCACCUGAACAGACUGAAGGAUGAAGAGGGGAGGAAGAGGGAGGAAGAGGGAGGCUGGUUGGCUUGUUCAUAUUUCAUCCUUUUUCUUUUGUUGAUUGUUAUUUUUGAUAUUUAUUUUUUUGUUCUUGUCUUUUAUAAAGAAGAAAAAAUACAAGUUAUAUCUGAGGGGAAAGUGCAGAGAACCAACAGCUAGAAAGUAAGGUAUGAAGUGCCAACCAGAACAUAUCCAGACUCCACUUAUUUACCCGUCAUCACGUUUCCGACCGCGAGUCACAGUCAAAAUGUUCCCGUUUUUCCUUCUCUGUUUUUCGACUAGUAAAAGCAAAUCCUGUUUCUUCUUUUAGUUUUAUUUAUGCUUAAAGAAUGCAUUCAUAACGUCGGUAGAUAAACUAAUGCCAAGAAAAUGUCUUUCCAAAACUCUCUACGAAGCGUUUCUAACAUCCAUGAGACAAUCUCCUCCGAUCACACCGACUCUGUUCUGAUUAUUUCUGUAGUUUUAGGAACACAAAGCAGGACGGUUUUAGCUCGAUGGUGAGAUUAGAGGACAUUUAAGAGACUUAUCUGCAGGCAGCGUUUUCUUUGUUUUUUUUUUUAACCGAUAUGUGUAUAUUAGGUAACGGACGUGUGCUCGUCUUAUUUAACAGCGAGGAGAGAACUUGAGCCCUUCUGAAUCAGCAGCAGCUCAGGACGGGUCGCUUCCUUCUUCAACACUUCAAAUCUUAAACACGUUGGCAUGAACAGUGUGCAAUGAGGUAGACUGUAUAUUGUAGUUUGUUUUUUUUCUGAUCGUGUACGUUUCAAAAGUUGGCUUCUUCUUCUUCUUUUUUUCUUUUUUUUCUGUCACAGUCAUUUUCUCCCCCUCCCACCCACUAACAGGGAGAAAAAUCAAAAAAGUAAUCAACCAAAAUUUUAAUUUUCCAAGGGGAAAGGAGGAAAAAAAAACGCUUCCUACUAUAAACAGCUUUUGGGAUAGCUUUUUUUUAAUGGUUUCUUUUGGCUUCGGAGGCCGGCUGCCGGUUCCAGCAGGAUGUGGAUCCGGAGUCGUCUUCGGUCCCCGUUAUCCCAGAGCUCUGCACGGCUUGGGCCUCCCUGUGCUUGCAUGACAUGGAAGUAUAUUUUUUGUUGUGCAUGUAGAUCAAUUUUUUGAAAUAAUCCUCUUGUUUACACAUGGAUGGUGAUGUUAAUAUAUUUAAGAGUUUAAAUGGUAUACAAAUAUGGAUGUUGCCAAACUUUGGUAAAUGUACACAUAUUCUGAGAGGUAAUCCAAAUGAACUGAACUACAUGUAAACUUUUUUGUAUUUUACCCGGGUCAGCCAGAUGCUUCGAUUCCAGUAAAAGUCGCAUAUCUGAUCCUGUCUCAAACUGCCACACACUGUACUCAGCUUAAAGGGGAAAAAAUUAGAUGUUUUUUUUUCUUUCUUUUGUAUAUAAGUAUUUGUUAAAUGCAGUUCUGGCUCUCUGUUCUCUGUAUAGUUCAGACCGCGCUUUAGUUUGUAAGUGCUACUUUUUCUCUGAGGGACUUGGGUUCUUUUUAGUUUGUGUGGGGAUAUCUGAAAAGAUUUACAUUUGAGAACCUUUUUUUUCCUUUUUCUGCAUGCUGCAUCUUAUGCUGUGGGACUGUUGGAAACUUGAUACUGUAUGAAAAUUAAAUAAAAUUUAAAUAAACUUUGAAAUGUUGAAAGUAGAA
Amphiprion ocellaris (clown anemonefish) is the source of this 2759-nucleotide messenger RNA. Its product is annotated as calcineurin subunit B type 1. The record is from RefSeq and is a predicted model, not a curated record. The transcript has 6 exons. Gene Ontology annotation, molecular function: calcium-dependent protein serine/threonine phosphatase regulator activity; calcium ion binding. NCBI's taxonomy places the organism in Eukaryota, Metazoa, Chordata, Actinopteri, Pomacentridae. The coding region runs from base 288 to 800 and encodes 170 amino acids.